Messenger RNA from Tinamus guttatus (white-throated tinamou), 1932 nucleotides. RefSeq names its product monocarboxylate transporter 2. Lineage: Eukaryota; Metazoa; Chordata; Aves; Tinamiformes; Tinamidae. Gene Ontology annotation, biological process: transmembrane transport; monocarboxylic acid transport. Gene Ontology annotation, cellular component: basolateral plasma membrane. The record is from RefSeq and is a predicted model, not a curated record. Gene Ontology annotation, molecular function: monocarboxylic acid transmembrane transporter activity.
AUGCCGCACGGCAUGGACCUGGCUCCCUUGGGAUCUGUGGUUGCAGAGCAAGGGAAGCGGCUCUCCCUCUCCGGGCAGGGAGGGCAGGGAGGGCACACGGCUGGCUUUUCCUCCAGCCACCCAGGGAGCUGCUACUUCAGGCAGGAGGAGGUUCGAGCGGGCGCGGCGAUCCCGGCACGGUUUAGCAAAGCAAACAGGGCCAAAGUGCCCGAGCUCAGAGCUGGGACGAGGAGGCGGCAGCUCAAUGUGCUGCGGGGCCGGCCAGCUGAGAACAACUGCCCGGGCGCAGUGUUUGCGUACGCCUUUCCCAAGGGCAUCGCCAUCUUCUUCAAAGAAAUCCAGGAUUUCUUUGGCACCUCCUAUAGUGAGAUCGCGUGGGUCUCCUCCAUCACGCUGGCCACGACGUACGGUGCAGGUCCUAUAAGCAGUAUUUUAGUAAACCGCUAUGGCAGCCGACCCGUGGUUAUGUUUGGAGGCCUGCUCUGUGGCAUAGGGAUGGUCUCAGCUGCCUUUUGCACCAGUAUCCUGCAGCUCUACAUCUGUGUGGGCUUCAUUACAGGAUUUGGCCUUGCUCUCAACCUCCAGCCAUCUGUGAUAAUCAUAGGAAAAUACUUUUUAAAAAGGAGACCCAUCGCAAAUGGCCUUGCUAUGGCAGGGAGUCCUGUGAUGCUUUGCACUCUGGCUCCUCUCAACCAGUUUCUUUUUGACAAUUUUGGCUGGCGGGGCAGCUUUCUAAUUCUUGGCGCAGUUUUAUUAAACUGCUGUGUGGCAGGAGCUCUCUUCAGGCCCAUUAAAGUGGCCAAAGAGUCAGUCAAGAAACAGAUGGAGGAAGAGAAAGAGGCUCCAAAAGAAGAGGUCACUAAGGUGUCCAUAGAAAUGAGCAAUCCCGCAUACACCCCUGCAGAGACCAAAACAGAAGAGGAAGAAAAAAAGGACUGUUGUGAAAAAAUCAAUCAGUACCUCGACUUUUCCCUCUUUAAGCACAGAGGGUUCUUGAUUUACCUGAUUGGAAACGUGCUCAUGUUCCUGGGGUUUUUUGCCCCCAUCGUUUUUCUGGCACCAUACGCAAAGCACAUCGGCAUUGAUGAAUAUUCAGCUGCUUUCCUCCUUUCGAUUCUUGCCAUCGUGGACAUGAUUGCCAGGCCUGCCACCGGCAUCAUCGCCAACAGCAAGUGGGUGAGGCCGAGGAUUCAGUAUUUUUUUAGCUUCUCCAUUGCCUUCAAUGGCGCCUGUCACCUGUUGUGCCCCUUGGCUUCAGGCUACACGGGACUUGUCAUUUACUCCAUCUUCUUCGGCCUGGCCUUCGGCAUGGUCUGUGCCAUGCUUUUCGAGACGCUCAUGGACCUGGUGGGAGCUGCCCGCUUCACCAGCGCCGUUGGCCUGGUCACCAUCGUGGAGUGUUGCACCAUCCUCCUCGGACCACCGAUUGGAGGAACUCUUAUUGAUACCUUUGGGGACUAUAAAUAUAUGUUCAUUAAAUGUGGAGCUGUGAUGGUCUUGGCAGGAACAUUCCUAUUCAUCAUGAAUUACUAUAAUUAUCGUAUGCUUGCCAAAGAGGAGAAGGAAAGAAAGGCAAAAGAAGAGGACCCUAAAAUUGUAAGGACAGAAAAUGAAGGAAGAAGUAACUGGAACAAAGAAACCCAACAGGAUGGGCCUGAGCUGGAACCUUUGAGAGAUGAACGAGAGGGACUGAAGAUGGAAGUGAAUGGCACAAAUGAAGUUUAAACCUGUUCUAAUGGACUGAGCAGGAAAUUACUUCUGAGUUGAUAAGCUGACUCUAGCUGUGAAAUCACACUAGGUUUUCAAAUUCUGCCUUAUGCUCUGCACGUGCAUCCUCCUCUUUGUCUUAGGAGAAGACUAGGACAGAAACAAGUCUAGUUGCUUAUACUGUGCUCAGACACACAGUGAGGUACCCAUUCACAUACCAAAGGU